This is a messenger RNA of Gracilinanus agilis (Agile Gracile Mouse Opossum), 2752 nucleotides long. RefSeq names its product WD repeat and coiled-coil-containing protein-like. The transcript is spliced from 4 exons. The coding region runs from base 13 to 2169 and encodes 718 amino acids. The record is from RefSeq and is a predicted model, not a curated record. NCBI's taxonomy places the organism in Eukaryota, Metazoa, Chordata, Mammalia, Didelphimorphia, Didelphidae. Gene Ontology annotation, molecular function: kinase binding.
CUGUCAGGAAAGAUGGACUUGGGGAAAGGCAAGCUCCUCAGAACUGGUCUGAACGCCCUCUACCAGGCGAUACAUCCCAUCCAUGGCAUUGCCUGGACCGACGGGAAGCAGGUGGUCCUGACGGCCCUUCAGCUCCAGAUCAAGGAGCCCAAGUUUGGGGACUCGAAGAUCAUCGGGCAAUUUGAGCAUGUUUACGGACUGUCCUGGGGCCCCGUGGGGGCGGAGGGCACCCCGACUCUGCUGGCGGUCCAGCACAAGAAACACGUCACCGUGUGGCAGGUGUGCUUGAGCUCCUCAGAGAGAGGCAAGAUCCUGGUGUCCCAGACGUGCGAGAUCGGGGAGCCCUUCCCCGUGCUCCCUCAGGGCUGCGUGUGGCACCCCAAGAAGGCCAUCCUCACCGUGCUCACCAGCCACGAAGUCUCCGUGCUCCCCUCCGUGCACUGCGACAGCACCCGGGUGAAGGCCGACCUGGUCAAAGUCCAGGGUUUUGUGCAUUGCGGAUGCUGGACCCAGGACGGCCAGAGGCUGGUGGUGGCCGUGGGCAGCGCCUUGCAUUCUUUCACGUGGGACGACUCCCAGAAAUCUCUGCAGCCGUGCGCUUUCUGCCCCGUGUUCGACAUGGGCAAAAACAUCUGCUCUGUGCUGGCCACCGUGGACAUGCAGAUUGCCGUGGCCACCGAGCUCCCGCUGGACAAGAUUUGUGGCCUGAACUCAGUAGAGUCCUUCGAGAUGCCCACGUUGGAGGAGGCGCAGCCCUCCAGCACCUCUUCGUCGCCGGCAGCCAUUGCAGAGGAGUCCUUGAUGGACACCGGAAAAGUGUCCCCCGACUCGGAGCGGUCCUCCUCCUCGGCUUCCCUCUCGUCCUCCUCUCUGGACUCCUUGGAUCUGACCCAGAUGCUGCCCAGGAACUAUCAGUCGGACACAAACUUUUUCUUCCACCUCAGAGAGAAGGAAUACUUGGCUCGGGCUGGCAAGGAGUCCUCCCACUUGGUCCUGGUGACCUUCGAUAGGAUGGUCACCACCACCCGGAAAGUGGGCGUCCCUGGCAUCCUGGUGCCGGACCUCCUGGCGUACGACCCCAAGUCCCAGGUGAUGGCCGUGGCCUCCAACACGUGCCACACCAUUCUGGCCUACUCCCUGAUCCCCGCCUUGGCGCCGGGCGUCCAGUGCAUCCGCCUGGAGAACUGUGAGAGGCCCAAGGGCAUCUGCUUCUUGUCUGACAAACGGCUCCUGAUUUCGGUCGGGAAGCAGAAGUUCACGGAUCCCACCUUCCUGCCUUCCUCCAAGUCUGACAUGUACAACAUUCACCUGGAGGUCAAGGAAGUCGACUUUGGGAAGGAGCCCUCCAUGACGUCGGUCUGGAGCCAGCGAGACUUCUGCAACAUCAGCCUGGGGCUGGGCAUGGCCAGUAAGAGGAAGCCGGUGGACAGCCUUUGCCUCAACACCUACCCCCAGAAGAGGGACCUGCUCAUCCCCGGAAGGAUCCAGUGUCUGCCUCUGGGGAAGUCCCUGAUCGAGGACAUCACCGGAGCUUCGGGCUCCCAGAGCUCCAGGCCCUGCACCUCACCGCUGGGCAAGCCCAAGCUGACCUCCAGCACCGUCAUCUCCAUGGAAGGGCUGGAGGGCAUAUCCGGCAUCCGGUCCUCGGCCGCCCUCCUCCCCAAUGCCAGGCCAAUCUUACCCAUAACCCAGUACAGCCCCAUUCGUGAGCCCCUGAGCUUCCCUCAAGGCAGAGUCUCCAAGACCGAAGAGGGAGAGGGUCAGCUCUGCGGGAUGCUGGAGAGGCUCUCGGGGAGCUUCACGGACCUCCAGCAAUACCUCUCCCAGCUCAUAGACCUCCUGCUUGAGAAGAAGCAGCCGCUGCCCCUACCCCGUUACCCACUCUCUCAAGACCCAUCUUUUCUUCUCAUCACAUACCAGAAGCCGUCCUCAGCAGGGGCUGUGGUGGACAAGCGAGCGGUCCUUCUCUGCGAUGGCAAGGUGCGCCUCCAACAAGUCCAACAGGUGUUUGGCCUCUCUCUGGUGGAGAUGCAAUUUGGUUCCCUCUGGAUCCUCCUCUCUGCUGAUAGCGAAGGCUUCGUCCCUCUCAUAUUCUCGGCUGCCCAGGAGGUCAACAUCCGAGAUGGGAGCACUGGUGGCCCGCUGACCUCCACCCAAGCACACUCCUGACCAGAUCUGCUCACCCCAAAGUGUACCUGGUGCUGUGCUUGGCCCUGAAAAUGCAAAGGAGGAAAACAGGUCAGUCCCUUCCCUCCAGGCACUGCCAGUCUGUUGAGGGACACUGAUCUGUGUGGGGAGAAUGUAGACAAAAUGAAGACAAGAGUCUGUGGGGAGGGGUUCUCUAGAAAGUGGGGGCCCUGAGCUGAGUCUUAAGGGAACUGAGAGGCAGGAGAGAAAAGGGUGAAUGUUCCUGGGAGGAGGGACAGCCUGGGCAAAGGCAGAGUAAGGAGAUGGAAGCCAUUGACCCCGGAUGGUGAUCCUGAGGUGGGGGGUAAGGUGCAAGAACACUGGAGAGAUGUGCUGGGGGGGAUGGUGCAAGGUCUCUUCAGGGGCUGAAUAGAGAAUGGACUACUGGGGGCAGAGCCUGGAGGCAGGAGGACCCCACCCCCAGCAGCUUAUAAAGGUUAAAUUUGGAUUUUGUAUUUAUAAGAGUUUUAAAUUCAAUGUUGUGGUCACCAAAUUCAAAAUAUUAUCCCUAAGCUAGAAAAAACUGUUAACAGCUUUUAUUUAUAAUGAGGAAAAGAAAGAGUUG